AUGGGUGGCUACCACAUAUUUUUCACGGAUUCAUCAUUGUAUAUGAAUGACAAGUUUAUAUGCAAGCCAAGGCCAUAUGUAUAUGUACAUAUCACUAGUUCCUGUACCCUGUUGGGUUCUGUGAGACAAGCUCUCACUGCUGGACAGGUGGUCUAUUUGCAAGAUGUUUGUUUUGAGAAGGCCAUUGAUAAUCCUUCACAUAUGUAUGCUGAUGUUUGUAGUAGAGUCUUUCUGACUGCAUCUGAUCCUACGACAUCACUAGAAGCUGACACAAUGCACAUUGGUGAUGAACUAGCUAAAGAGUUUUCUGGGAAAUUGCAGAUUGUUUUACCAAAAAUACUAGUAGAUAUGAAAAUUAAAACCCACUCCCUGGUGGAACUUGAAGGUGUUAUAUAUGGUGUUGAUGAAUCCACUGCAUUUUCAUGGCCAGCUUGUGAUGUCUGUGGUAAUGAAAGAUUACAAGGUGGAGAAGAUGACAAUGUCACACAGUUACACUGUAAUGAUUGUGACAGAAGUGUAACCAGUCCACAAAUUAAAAUGAAUUUAGAAGUAUACGUAAAAUGUUCACAGUUAAAAAAUAUGACUGUCAAAGUUAAGUUGCUGCAGUGUACUAUAGAGAAAUUACUCUCAGACUCUGAUGACUCUGAAGAUGGAUAUGACAUGCAGUGCAUUCUGGGUAAAUCACUUGAUUCGUUGAAAUGCUUUGUACUUGCCUUACUGGAAGAAUCUUCAUCAAAGAAGCAGAUAGUCUUAGAAGAAAUCCAAAUUUAG
Molecule: messenger RNA, 771 nt
Organism: Saccoglossus kowalevskii
Lineage: Eukaryota; Metazoa; Hemichordata; Enteropneusta; Harrimaniidae
Product: DNA repair-scaffolding protein-like
Biological process (GO): double-strand break repair via homologous recombination; regulation of establishment of protein localization to chromosome
Cellular component (GO): nuclear chromosome; nucleoplasm
Source: RefSeq, a predicted model, not a curated record